GAUAUCGCAAAUGCGGUAUAGCCUGGGUGUCACUUCACGGUUCUUCACUUGACGGCUGACGCUGCCGCCGUGUCAAAACUGUAGUUUCCUCCCCUAAAUCUGCUAAACUUGUAAAAUCGUUGAAUUGUCAGCUAAAUUUCGUUAAAAUGACGUCGCGGUUGGAGAAAGAGCGAACCAAACAAAUACAAGAAAAAUGUCAAACCCUCUUGACCCAAAUGCUACGCGAUGAAGACAACAAAUACUGUGUUGACUGCGAUGCAAAAGGACCUCGAUGGGCCAGCUGGAAUCUUGGAAUAUUCCUAUGCAUUCGUUGUGCUGGGAUACAUAGAAAUUUAGGAGUCCACAUAAGCAAGGUCAAAUCCGUGAAUUUGGAUACAUGGACACCAGAACAAGUUGUGAGCCUUCAACAGAUGGGCAAUUCGCGUGCUAGAGCAGUAUAUGAGGCGAAUCUUCCUGAUAGUUUCCGAAGACCCCAGACAGAUUCUGGCUUGGAAUGUUUCAUUCGAGCUAAAUAUGAACAUAAGAAACACAUCGCAAAGGAAUGGGUACCACCGCCCUUGCCAAAGAUUAACUGGGACAAAGAACUUGACUUAGAAGCAGAAAGACAACGCAGACGUAAAAAGGAAGGUUCAAAGAAUAGCGGAGCACAGACACCUUUGCCACCGGUUAAAAAACCUGAAACAGUUCCACAGCUCCCAAAGCCUCGCUGUUCCGUCAGCCCUAAGACGGGCAGAGCUCACCCUUCUGCAACUCUGGAUUUGUUGGGACUUGAUGCUCCAUCAAAUCAAAGCAACGCGAAUGGUUCAACUUCUGGGGAAGAUAUCUUUUCUUCAUUCUUGUCAGCACCGCCCGCGCCAGCUUCGCAAUCAUCUAAUGGUGCGGCAAAUGGCGGCGCUGAGGCGACUGCUACCGCCGAAAAAACGGAAGAAGAAAGCUUCUUCAAUCAACCAGCACCCACACCUCAAGAGAAAAGCAAAAUGACAAAGGAUAGUAUCCUGGCACUCUACGCUACACCUAAUCAACAACAGUCUAUGUUUGGAGGUCUUGCAGGUGGUAUGUACGCUCAGCAAACUACGGCGCAACAAUUUCCACCACAGAUGCAAGGAGUACAAGGAUUUCAUCAGCAGGCUAAUUUUCAAAGCCAGGCAAUGGGACCAAUGAACGCCGUCCAAGGACAGCUCGCGAUGCAAGGCCAGAUGGGUGGCCCACCUACUAAUCAGCUGGGAGCUCAAUUAGCCGCAGUUUCGGGGAGUCAUGUUACUGGAAAUAGUAUGCACAUGGGUCAGAUGACUCAAAUGAAUGGCGUACAAAAUCCUGCAAUGGGAUUAAUGGGAAAUCAGAUGGGGGGAGUGAUGCAAAUGGGUCAAAAUAGUUCAAUUAAUGGAUGGAGUGGGAUGUUGGCCAAUCAGAAUCUACAACCAGCGCCAGGCAGUAAUCCUUUCUUCAAUUUACCCAAUCAGCAGCAGCAGAGCACAGCGUUUACUAAUCAGCUACCACAACGGAUGACUCAAAUGACGCUGGGAGCAUCCGGUUUUCCGUCCCCUUCCCCGUCCGGAAAAACAGCUGCUACGACUUUACCUGGGCAAACUCUGUCGAACAACUUAUGGCAGUAACAAAUUUCGCCAUGAGGAUAUAGUUGCAGGUCUGUUCGUUAGAUCAAUGUUGUACGCUAACGUUGGUAGGGCCUAUUUUCAUCGUUAUCGUUGCUUAUGUUAUACCGCACUUAAAAUCCGCGUACGCCGCCGAUACUGAGGUUGAAAACACCGCCACACCGAUAUAUUCUACGGCGUUGAAAAAUGAGCCUAACAAAGGUUUACCACAUGACCAUCACCAGACCAAACAUAAUAAUAGAAUACACAUAAAUAAACUAUUAUCUUUCAACGGAACAACCGAAAAAUUUGUUGUACUAGGGCGAGGAAAACAAACGUGCAUUAUACAUUCAAAGAUAGAAUAGACCCUCUUACAUCCCGUAAAUCGAUUUCGAUAGCGACGGUGUAUGGAUAUUCGACUUGUUUUUUUUCUCUUUCUACUUUGGUCCAUAUGAUCCUCAAUGCAUGUGAUCGUAAGAAAUGCCGUUUUUGGCCAAAAUGCGAAUGCGAAAAGCCCUGGAAUAGGUACUGUUAGCGAACUUUUAUUUUCACAUUUGGUUUAUGUUAAAUACCCGGUGCUUAGUGAUUUUUACAUGCUUUGAGAGAAAUAGCUGCAGACAAUUCUUUACUAAUAGUAAACUGCGCCCGACUGCAAGAAAUUUUCAGUCUAAAUUCGAAUUGCUAACAGUGCAAAACCCACCGCCCAAUCCGCGACCAGGUACCGCAGACUUUGGGAUAAAAUAGAUAUAUUAGAGUAAAUAAUAAUAUUAGGAUGGUCUCCCUGGAGGUCCAAAAGGGGAAUCAAUGAACAAGAAAAUGAAAUAAUAAUUUACAACAAUACAACUAAUUUCACAUUAAGACUGGCUGGAGCAUUACAAAUAGGAACAAGAGUGCCAAAGUCUGAAAGGAGUGUGAAAUUCGCAUUGACUAUUCAUUGCGGAGUAAUCACCGUUCGAGGAGCACUGCACUCUACUUAACACCUUGAACAUUUAACCAUGGCUCUCAUAUGUACCUAUUUUAUCAUGUAGGUAUUUCACUUCAUACAUAAUCUGUGUGAUUAAUCGGUCAACGCUCGCCCAUUGGGCAUUGGCGAGUAACAGCGGUGUACUUUCAUCGCCUGGUGCUCUCAAUUGUAAAUAUAAAUAAGUAUUAAUAGGAACAAAAUCUAAUCAAGGGCUUAUUACUUGCAUGUAAAACGACUUACCGAGCUGGCUAUCACAACCUCUAUAAUAGGAUAUUUUGUGAGUCAUACUAAAGUGGAGCACUUGGUUUUGCUGCAACAAAAUAUCUGAGAAUGAAGUAUGCAUACAGAGUCCAGUAACUAUUGAAUUAUUUGGAAACGAUUCAAAUCGGAAACGUGACGCUGAAUGAGAUUGUGAUGCAAAGCGAAAAUCACCGAUACUUACUUAUUGUCAUCUCGUAUUUGGACCUUAUCGAUAUAAGUAUACACCAAUAAUGGUGAAAAAAAAAAAUCUAACGAUACUAUGUUAUAGACAAUAAUUUCUCUCACAUUUGUGAUCUCCUACACUUUUUCUUGGUGUUACAACUUAUUUUUAACGCCAAAAGGGUAUCCAAGGCAAUCUUUACGGCUCUACAAGUUCGGGGUGGCCGCAGUAUGGAUACAUACACAUAUAAAAGACCGUCCUCCAUGUCUCCAUUGAGCAUAAUUCAUUCACUUAUUAUCUAACAAUAAAAUAUAAAAAAAAAAAAAACAGUCCUGCGAUCUUGUUUAAUUUCUUUCGUCGAUGGUUGAUGAAUUUACAUUUCGUAAUUUACUCGUAUGUGUAUGAAUUGUAUAGCUGUUUUCGGGGCACCCACAUAAACGUACCAGUAGUCGACAAUAUUGGAAAAAAAUCCGGACACUGACCACAUCGAUUAUACGAUAGCUUUUUAUACUUAACGAUAUACACGUAUGUAUUAUAUCAUAAAUCAAUGGCGGAUUACUUCAUCACAUUAUCAAGCAGGAAAAAAUUAACGAUCAAAUGCAAGGAAACAAAUGGUAUGUGGUAUUGAUAAAAACUUUUGAAGAUAAUGCUCGUGUGGUGAUUUGUGACUUGAAGGAGCGAAAUGUAAUAAGUCUGGCUGGAUGGUUUAGAUUUAAUUUUAUUUUUAGUGAAAUACCAAGUAGAAAAUUAUUAAGGUUGAAACUCUACCGUUCCAGCCUCAAACGAGUGCUCUCAAAUAUCAUUACCAGUUUCAUAUUUUCAUAAAACCGAUCAACUUUUUUACCGAUUCAAUUCCUGAAGUAGUUGAUCAAUAGUUCAUGGAGAAAUAAAAAUAUUACAGUAGAAUCUAUCGAUACAACAAAGAAAUUUUUCUUUGCUUAGAAUAAAUUUGACACUCUGUUAUUCGCGUCAAUAACUCAUUCUUCUUCAUAGAAUUUCGAUUUGAACACACGUCCAUAAAUAUUUUUUCAAAUCUCUGAAUUGUUAUUCGAAUCUUUAUCAAAUUAAUAAACGACGAGAGAUAGGCUAAAUGUUAUAUUAGAUUAAAAUUGUUACGCAAUCAUAUUAUAGCCUAGUGUUCAAUAUCAUUAUAAUUAUAAAUAAAUUAUGUACACCAAAUUAUUGCUACAGGUAUUCUGAAUAUGUUGGGAUCGUAUGUUUUAACGUGACACCAUUUUUAUAUUUCAAGUAGUAAAUUAUUGUUUAUAGUAUCAAGUAUAAUAAGUGUUUUACACCACACAUACACACACGAACGUAACGAUAUAGCGAAUAUGUUUAGGAAUGUGAAAAUUCAUAUGAUGUUGAAUCAAUUAGAAUUUAAUUUUUGGAAAUAAGCGUUUAUUGUAUAAAUAGGUAGCAAAAUUCUUCUGGCUAUAUCCUGAAGCGUAGACCUAUUCUGUAAUACAAUAAUACCAUACAGGUAUAUAUUUUUAAGCAAUUCAGAAUAUAUCUAAUUUGGAACGUCGACGAAUAUUCGCUCCAAAAUUAUGCAAAUUCCUGUAAAGAGCGUAUCGUUGACUGCUGAAGAAUACGCGUAUGUGUGUGUGAAAUGCGUGUGGGUAUUAAAUAUUGUGUAUAUGAUACUAUACGAAUUGGUGUUCACAAAAGAUUAAAAUAUACAUGUUAAUCUCAA
Messenger RNA from Athalia rosae (coleseed sawfly), 4667 nucleotides. Its product is annotated as stromal membrane-associated protein 1. Bases 147 to 1613 code for a protein of 488 amino acids. Gene Ontology annotation, molecular function: GTPase activator activity; metal ion binding. NCBI's taxonomy places the organism in Eukaryota, Metazoa, Arthropoda, Insecta, Hymenoptera, Athaliidae. The transcript is spliced from 8 exons. The record is from RefSeq and is a predicted model, not a curated record.